Fomitopsis serialis is the source of this 1980-nucleotide messenger RNA. RefSeq names its product WD40-repeat-containing domain protein. The transcript is spliced from 5 exons. NCBI's taxonomy places the organism in Eukaryota, Fungi, Basidiomycota, Agaricomycetes, Polyporales, Fomitopsidaceae. The record is from RefSeq and is a predicted model, not a curated record. Bases 1 to 1980 code for a protein of 659 amino acids. Gene Ontology annotation, molecular function: protein binding.
AUGGCCACCCCUACUCUCCGCCGUACCCAUAGAAGACACACUGCGGACGAAGAGCCCACUCCACGCUUUAGCAACAUGUGCACCUCAGUGCUCGGUUCUCCCUUCCUCACCACGUCCGACCUGCCUCCUGAAUCCAACGGUCCUCGCGCGUCGACCUCUACCAGCGCAGCGUUCACGCUGGCGUACUCCAACAUCGAGAUGGAGCCCGUCGAUGGCGCAGAUGUCUCUGUCCCUCGCGAUCUGACCGUCACGCGCCCGCCAUCGCCCUCACCGAGCUUCCGCACGGACACGUACUCUGUUAUCAGCUGGAACGCGGACAGUUAUCCGUACCCUUACAUGGAGAACACGCCGCUCUGCGGGCCUUCCGGCCGCCGCACUGUCAACGGAUACUACCCGUACGCCUCGACCUACUAUCCGAACGGCAGCGGUGCGUCACCCAUGAAGCCAUCGCGCAGCCUCUCGCUGGGCAUCAUACCGCGCAUCUGGGACGCCCUCCGGGAAGGAUCCCCUGGGCGGAAGGGCAAACGUCGCCCCGGUCUGCCCACUACAUCAAUCUGGCGCUACGGCAGCGUCACGGACAGCGAGUACAUCGAUUACCUGAAUCUGCCGCCGCUGGAUGGCGAGGAGGGCGAGCUGAUUGAUGACGAGGCAUGCUUCAUCGACGCUACGCGGAUCACUGGUACUGAUAUCGUAGGUCUGCUGCCUCCAGAGAUCGCGCUCCACCUCUUGUCAUUCCUUGACCUGCAAGCUGUGCUUGCGUGCCUCCGCGUCAGCAGGACGUGGAACCGCCUCUGCCGAGACAACUCCAUCUGGCGCUCGCAGUUUGUACGGCGCCAGCCAGAUGGCUGGGACGUUGACCUCCGGCGGGCACCCCCGGCGCCUUUGUCUGCGUCAAAAUCGUGGCUUCCGGCGCCGCUAGAGCUGGAGUGGUACGAGAUGUGCCGGACGAGGGCGGAACUGGACCGACGGUGGAGUGCGAGCGAGGGGGCCGACGGCGCACCCGCUUGGGAGCCCAAGGCGAAGCGGCUCAGCGGGCACAUGGACAGCGUCUACUGUCUGGAGUUCGACUCGAGGAGGAUCGUCACCGGCUCGCGGGACCGCACGAUCAAGGUGUGGAGUCUGACGACGGGGCGCUGUCUGGCGACCUUCACCGGCCAUCGGGGGAGCGUUCUCUGUCUCAAGUUUGACAAGGACUGGGACUUCCCGACAGGGGAAGAGGAUGAGUGGGAGGACGGGAGUGAGUGGAAGCAUGGCUUCAUGGUGAGCGGCUCGAGCGACUGCUCCGUGUGCGUGUGGGAUCUCUGUACGCGUUCACCGGUGGCUGGCGAGGAUGGCCAGGUGAAGGCAGAGAUUGCGGCGGUGUUGAGGGGCCACACUGGCGGUGUCCUGGACCUGAGGAUCGACUCAAGAUGGAUCGUAAGCUGCUCGAAGGAUGCACUGAUCCGUGUCUGGGACCGCCGCACACUGCAGCUGCACUGCACAUUCCGUGGCCACGAGGGCCCUGUGAACGCAGUCGGGCUGCAGGACAACAAGGUCGCGAGCGCGAGUGGAGACGGGAGAAUGAUGCUGUGGGACAUCAUCUCUGGAGAGCGACUGCGCACGUUUGAGGGGCACGACCGCGGCCUUGCUUGCAUCGAGUUCAAGGACGACUACAUCAUCUCCGGCUCGAACGACUGCAAGAUCAAAGUGUGGCAGGCGUCGACGGGCGCGUGCCUGCGCACGCUCGCUGGACAUGACCUGCUGGUGCGCGCGCUGUCGUUCGACCCGAGGAGCGGACUACUAGUGAGCGCCAGCUACGACAAGACGGUGAAGGUGUGGGAUUGGCGGACAGGGAAGAUGUUGCGCGAGUUCCGCAACUGCCACAACAGCCAUAUAUUCGACGUGAAGUUUGAUUUCCGCCGUAUUGUGAGCACUUCGCAUGACCAAAAGAUCAUUGUACUCGACUUCGCUGAAGGUCUGGACGUCUCAAUGUUUGUGUGA